AUGAGCCUUCAACCGACUGCCUCAAAGUUCACGUCGUUCCCGACUCCGAGUGCAUCGCCGUGCUUUCUCGACGAAUCGGUGUAUGGCUCAGACUUUGAGUGGAUCCUCGGUAAGUGGUCACUGUCGCUUAAGGUUACUGUCGUCUGUGAUGUCUUUCGUCUUGACACCGGAUAUCUCAACAGGCAUUUCGGCUAUUAUCAUUAA
Messenger RNA from Soboliphyme baturini, 204 nucleotides. The record is from the annotation of a GenBank genome assembly. NCBI's taxonomy places the organism in Eukaryota, Metazoa, Nematoda, Enoplea, Dioctophymatida, Soboliphymatidae.